This is a messenger RNA of Pediculus humanus corporis (human body louse), 5469 nucleotides long. RefSeq names its product no-mechanoreceptor potential A, putative. The record is from RefSeq and is a predicted model, not a curated record. The coding region runs from base 1 to 5469 and encodes 1822 amino acids. The transcript has 15 exons. NCBI's taxonomy places the organism in Eukaryota, Metazoa, Arthropoda, Insecta, Psocodea, Pediculidae.
AUGAUAACACAAUAUAUAUUAUCAACAAUGGUUCAGGCAAUAACCGUUCUCACCGUAUUAAAAAUGUUAACGAAUGCGCAAACAACUUGCAAUCAUGGCAUGGGUAGAGUCGCUUACGAACGUAUACCAGAUCACCAAUUGCAAGGUUUUGAUGAUGACGUAGUAAGGGAUACCAUACCACCUUUUAGAAUGUUGGAAAAAUGUCAGGAUUUAUGUUUGAGAGAUCGCACGGCCGUUAAUAAUCUCGUUAGAACGUGUACCUCCUUCAAUUUUCAACCUGGUAUGAGAAUAGGAGGUUUCGGUGGAAAUCCAGAAUAUGAAGAAUCCAUUUGUUACCUGACGAGGGAACAAGCGCAUCCCGAAGGAAUAGGAAAUUUGGUUUUGGUACCCAACAGCGUUCAUUACACCGAAGUUUGCCUUUCAUCGAAUCGACUCGAACGAGAAUGUCCGAAUCGUCGAUACGUUUACGAAAGACAUCCGAGAAAAAAAUUAAAAUUAUUAGCGUCGGAUCAUAAAGAAGUACAAACGGCAAAUCGUACGGAAUGCGAAGAAAGAUGUCUGAACGAAUUUUCAUUCGUUUGUCGUUCGGCAACGUAUAACACGGUGGAAAGAAGUUGUUCGAUGAGUAGAUUUACCAGAAGAUCACAUCCGGAACUAUUACAAGAUGAUCCGAAUGCAGAUUAUUUAGAAAACACGUGUUUAAGCCCCGAACGUAGGUGCGAUGGCCUCGCUGUUUUUGUUAAAGAGGAAAAUAAAAAAUUAGGGGGACCAUUUGAAGUUGAUAUGUAUGUCAAUAUAACCCUGGAAGAAUGCCAAAAUUUAUGCUUAAGGGCCGAAAAGUAUUUUUGUCGGUCUAUUGAAUAUGACGACAGAAGAAGAGAAUGUAUCAUAUCCGAAGAAGAUUCUGUUUCACAAAGAGAUGAUUUAAGGUCAAGCAGUUCACCAUCAAGACAUCUUUUCGAUCUUGUUUGUUUGGAUAAUCCAAGAGGAGGUGAUUUUUCCGACAAUUCGGCAACAUCUCAUCUAUUUGCCGACGGUCGUCGUCCGGACACAGCUUUUCAACGUUUUAGAAAUUCAAGAUUGGGCGGGGAAUUUCAUUCGGAAAUAACAAGUAGAACGUUAAGCGAAUGUUUAGACGAAUGUUUAAGACAGGCUAGUUUUCAGUGUCGUUCCGCCGUUUAUAGCGAACGUUUGAGGGUAUGCAGAUUAAGUAGAUUUAAUCAGAGAGAUGGUCAUAGAAUAAUAUACGAUCCUGAAUUUGAUUAUUAUGAAAAUUUAAUGGCUUAUGAAGGUGAUAAUUUUAAUCAAAAUUUUAGACCGGAUCCAUUAGGACAAGAUACUAAUUAUCAUUCUCAUGGUAGACCACCUUUUGGUAACGGUUAUCAAAGUUUCGGAGGGGGAAAUGGAGGUGGUGGUGGUAAUGGUGGCGGAGGAGGUUUUUCGAACGGUGGUGGAAAUUACGGGGGCGGUAGUGGCGGCGGAGGAAAUUAUGGGGGUGGUUACUAUGGGGGAGGAGGAGGAGGAGGAAACUACGGAGGCGGGUCACAUUAUGGAGGAAAUCAUUUUUACGGAGGGGAAUACGUAAGCGGAGGAUAUAGUAACGGACCAGGAGGUGGCGGUGGAUACAGUAGUCGACCUAGCGGAUACGGAAGCGGUCCUGGUGGAAGUUUUGGCAGUGGACCGAGCGGCGGCUACGAGGGGCCUAGUGGUGGUGGUGGAAUCAUAUAUAUAUCUAGGCCGGGACCUAUUAGCAGUUAUGGAAGUAGCGGAAAUGGUUAUGGAAGCGGAGGCGGUUUUAGUAGUAGUGGAAGCGGUUAUGGAAGUGGAGGAACUUAUGGUAGUUACGGGAGUGGAGGCGGUUAUGGAAGUAGCGGGAGUGGAUAUUUUUCUGGGCCGGGGAGUUCUGGCUUUAGUGGACCCAUAAUUGGAAUCACGUUUAGUGGUGGCCCAGGAGAUCAUCCAAGCAGCUCGGGCAGUUAUUACGGUAGUAGCGGACACGGGGGUGGCAUUUAUAGUGGAAGCCACUACGGUAGUAGUAGCAGCUUCGGUAGUUAUGGAGGAAGUAGUGGAAGUUAUAGUCACGGAGGAAGCAGCGGAAGUAUUUACGGAAGCGGUCACAGAGUUUACGGUUCUGGAGGAGGCUACGGUGGAGGAAGUUCUCAUCCCAGUGGAAAUGAUUAUGGGAGUGGUUAUCCGAUCAGUUUUUCGGGAAGGCCUAUUUCGGAGAGCGGAGGCGGUUACCCCGUCGGAUUUUCUGGAAGGCCUGGUCCGGAUAAUGGAGGCGGAUAUGGAAGUGGCUAUCCGUUUGGUUUUUCGGGAAGGCCUGUUUCAGAUAACGGAGGAUAUUCCGGAGGAAGUCAUUCUUCAAAUGGAGGAUAUUCUGGAAGUUCUUCUGGAGGAAGCCAUUCUUCAAGCAGUGGAUAUUCUGGAAGUUCGUCUAGUAGUCAUCGUGGCGGACAGUCGAGCACUCAUUCUGGGCAUGGAAGUCAUUCUGUUGGGUAUUCUUCCGGAGGAAGCGGCGGAAGUUCCACAAGAUACGGCGGUGGAACUAUUAGUGGAGGAAGUUCAAGUAACACUAAUUCAUUCAGUAUUGCGUAUGGAGGAGAAAAAUUUGGUGGAAGUUCAUCUUACGGCUCAGGGGGGUCAAAUGGAUACUUUGGGCCAGGAGGACCGGGUGGACCCUAUGGUUCAGGAGGACCGGGAGGAUCCUACGGAUCAGGAGGACCGGGUGGAUCUUACGGCCCGGGUGGUCCAGGUGGAUCCUAUGGAUCGGGUGGUCCAGGUGGACCCUAUGGUUCGGGUGGUCCAGGUGGAUCCUAUGGUUCGGGUGGCCCCGGUGGAUCCUAUGGAUCGGGUGGGCCUUUUGGCCCAGGAGGACCUAAUGGACCUUAUGGCCCUGGAGGUCCUGGUGGAUCAUUUGGACCUGGUGGACCAGGAGGAGGAUCUUACGGCCCCGGAGGAUCGAGUGGUUCUUUUGGUCCGGGUGGACCUGGAGGUCCUUACGGCCCUAGCGGAUCAUUUGGACCAGGAGGUCCCGGUGGUCCUGGAGGAUUCUUCGGAGGCAGUAGCAGCGGCGGAGGAUUUUCCGGUGUUGGUUUUCCCCAAGGCUACCCUGGCUUCUCAGGAAGCGGUUACGGAGGCUUCGGAGGAAAUCCAGAAAGUUUUUUCGGAAAUAAAUUUUCGUCUCGAUGCGACGAAGGAGAUAGCUUUAGACAAGUGGGCGUUCGUUUAAGAAUUCGUAAACCUUACAUCAGAAAGUUUAUGUCCGCUCCAUCCGUAUCCAUUUGCGAACGUGAAUGCGCCGAUGUUAGAGAUUUUGUUUGCAGAUCUUUCAAUUACAGAUCAUACAGUCCUCAGUACAGUCCUCCGAGUCCAGAAAAUUGCGAAUUGAGUGACAAGGAUUCAAGAGAAUUAGAAAUUAACAGUCCAGCUAACUUUGAAACUAGCGGUGAAUACGAUUAUUUUGAAAGAUCUCCAGGAAAGCAGAGACAAGGAGAUUGUCUCGAAGUGAGCCAACAGUGCAAUGAAGACGGAAUGGAAUUCGCAUUGAGAACGCCUGAAGGAUUUUACGGUAGGAUAUACACUUACGGAUACUACGAUCGUUGCUUCUUCAGGGGAAACGGAGGAACCAUAAACGUUUUAAGAAUAAGCGGAGCUCAAGGUUAUCCUGAUUGCGGUACAGAAAGAUACGGAGACACCAUGACCAACAUAGUUGUAGUACAAUUUUCAGAUUUUGUACAAACCGGCAGAGACAAAAGAUAUAAUUUAACUUGUCUUUUUCGAGGGCCAGGGGAAGCAGUUGUAACUUCCGGUUACAUAGGAGCAGGAUCCGGAAGUCCGAUCCCAAUAGAAUAUUUACCGGCGGAAAAUUCAUUGAGUUCAAGAGUUCGUCUCAUGAUAUUGUACCAAAAUCGUCCGACCACUACCAUAGCAGUCGGGGAUCCACUAACGUUCCGUUUGGAAGCUCAAGAUAGUCACAAUUACGCCACUGAUAUUUUCGCCACAAACGUCAUUGCAAGAGAUCCUUAUUCCGGAAGAUCCGUUCAAUUAAUCGAUAGAUUCGGGUGUCCAGUCGAUAAUUACGUUUUCCCAGGUUUGGAUCGUUCGAGAGACGGCGACGGUUUAGAAGCACGUUUUAACGCAUUUAAAAUUCCGGAAUCUAAUUUCUUAGUUUUCGAAGCAACCGUGAGAACGUGCAGAGACGGUUGUCAACCAGCAUAUUGCACGGGACAAACAGGAAGAAGCGAACCGUCUUUCGGAAGGCGUAAAAGAGAAAUAAACGAAACGGGAGAAGUUAUUGAAACAAUCGUCGUGUCAUCGACGGAUCCCCCGCAAUCCCUCCCGUUGAACACGUCAUCGACAAAAUCCCCAACGACGGAAGUAAAAUCUCAUUCGAUUCCGUCGAAAUCAAAAAGGGAAAAAUCAAUGGCGUCGACAACGAUACGAGUACCCAUCGGAGAAGUUGUCACAAUGAAACAUCCAAUAAAAUUAAAUAACACUGCCAAAUCUAUAAACAGCAUUCCUGUCGAAAUAAAAGAUGUUAAAAAUAAAAAAGACAAAGAUGGAAAAGAUAAAGAUGGGGAAAAAGGAGAAGAAGCAGGAGGAGGAGAAGAAGAAGGAGAAGAAGAAUUCGUGAGGGAAAUGAUUAAGGUUUUAGAUUCCCGUUACGACAUAAGUAACGAACCCGCUCCUGAAGUUAUGGCGACAAAAUCUCACACGAUAUGCAUGGCUAACGAAGAAUAUUACGGUUUGAUAUCCGCACUUGUCGUCAUUCUGUCAGCACUUUUGGUAUUUGCCGUUUUAUUAGGACUAGCGUACAGGAAAUAUUGGGCGUUGGGUACGAAAAAUGCGGAAGCGAACGCAUCGAACGGACAACAACAACAGCAAAGAAAAGGAACGGGUUUAGAUCGUCGGCCAUUUUCAUUUUUAAUGAACGCAUCGCAAAAUUUUAGAAAUAAAAAUCCGUCGUCCCAUUGUAUAUCACCCGGCGAACUCAUACCUGAUUAUCACAGUUCAUUUUCCGGUUUUCCAAAUUCCGAUGGAAAAUUAUCGUACAGUCUUUUCGGUUUGAAAAAUCGCGCGGAUUCGGAUUUUAAAAAAGGUUGGAACGAUUCCGGUUUUAAACUAUCUAGAAAAUUAAAAGAUGGCACCACGUUUGGCAAAACCGCCGCGGGAACUCUAACGAAAAAAAUGUUCGAUACGAUAUUCGCACAGGAAACGAACAACCGGAAGUCGCCGGUUUUCAAAAAAAAUCCUCUUAAUUGCGAUGAUAAUUUUGCUAUGGUCACCCCUCCGGACGUACGAUUAGACGAUCCGAGCGAACCUAUUUACACGGAUCCAUCAUUUUUCGAUUUGGAAAGAUCUAGAAGUCUUAGAAGCAUAGCCGUAUCAACCGGAAAUAACAACAACAACACCGGACAAAACCAAUCGUCAAAAUCAAACAAUGAUGAUCAUGAUGAUGACGUUUAA